Molecule: messenger RNA, 1345 nt
Organism: Heterotrigona itama
Lineage: Eukaryota; Metazoa; Arthropoda; Insecta; Hymenoptera; Apidae
Source: the annotation of a GenBank genome assembly
AUGACGUUCAGCUUGGUAGAUUGGACAUUUGAGAUAUUUUGUAAUGAUAUUCUCGGUAAUGAUGAUGUGACAGGUAUGACAGUGAUGUUUCUCUACUCUAUUAAUUAUAUUAUUGAUAAUAUAAUUUUAAGCAUUUACAAUUCAAUAUACUUAUAUAUUACUCCCUCUAUUUCGAGUAUAUUUAGUUAGUUUUAAUUUCUUAAAUUGUAAAUCAAGCUUCUACACGACUGAAUGUAAUUUAAAAUGAUAGAUCAUUUUUCUAUCUACACAGUUUGUAAUCUUAGAACCUACAUUUGCUUAUUCCUAUUUAUUACAAUUUAUGCACUGUUCUACUAUAAUCUUCUUUUCAGCCAUUAUUAGUUUCAUCAAAUUUUACGUCUACAUUCGUAUAUCUUAAAAUCAGACUCAUGCCAAUUAUAAAUGAUUAUGAAAUAUGUACAUAUUUAUUUGCACGGUCCAAUAAAUAAAUAACAUUCGAUUAAGGAAGCAAAAACUAACUUUCAUCCGGGCAAAACUCUCUCCUGGUAUAGCCAUUAUUAGUUUAAAAACUCUCCUCGGAUAGAUUCACUGUCUCGACGAUCUCGUUAACGGCAUCGCCGCAUUUCCAUCGAACGCAAAAAUAGUCUGCUUGCCUUUCAACGCCAAAAAAUAUCGAACAAUCCUUUACGCUGGUACCUUUAAUGAGCGUGAUUUUCAUCCCCUCGUUGUUACCGGAGAGUAAGAUUACCGCUCGCCGGUGGUUGAAGCCCACUUCAGAGUUGGUCAGGCAUUUUUAAUUAGUUUAAUUUUCAGCCUUUUAAUUGGUUCAAGAGCGCGGAACUGUUCCAGAAAAUUCGGAAAGUUUGCCAGUCUCUGAACUGUCUACUCGGAACGAGUGGUUCCUACCGCUUUUCACCGGCUUUAUCUUCGCGUACCUUUCAUUCUUCCUCUUUGGCCGCCACUCCCUUCCUCCCGCCAUCCUCACCUUUUAUUUCAUCCCUGUUGGCGGUUUUCCGCCUCUGAAAAUUUGUGUUACGCCGAACUUCCCCUCCGACCGCUGUCCCAAUUUUGAUAAAUUUCAAUUAAAAUUGGUAUUAACGUUGGAUUUCAUUACUAAUACCCCUCGUAUUUGUUACGUGGACAUCAUUCGUUGUGGCGCGAAUAUAAAUUUAUAUAACAAGCCGGUAAAUCAAUUUAUUGCGUAAGAAAAUUGUGGUUUAAAAUUCAUACGAUGUUUAAUGAAUUUCAAGUAAAUUAUUUAGUAAUUAUUUAAUUAUAUUACAUUUUUCUCUGUCGUAAGUUGAAUGAUAUGUUAUAUCAGAUUGAUAUCGUAGAACAAAAGUUUAAAAUUUUUAUUCAGCGAUAA